AUGACCACCACUAGUCCAUUAUUUGAUAUUAAUGCAUUAGAUGCGGAACAUCAAAACAAAUUUCACACUGUUUACAAUGAAUUAAAACCGAAUCAUACAUCUUAUCUUCAAUAUAAACUUAAUUUACAGCUGAAGAAUAAGGUGAAUACGGAAGAAGAGGAGAAUGAAUGGUGUUAUGAAUUGCAUAGAUUUCUUCGUGCUAGAAAAUGGAAUGUAACUCAUACCAUAAAAUCUAUUCGAGAAAUGAUACAAUGGCGAAUAGAAAAUCAUGUUGAUUUGAUUCUUGAAGAUCAACCCAUGAUACUUCGAAUGCAUAUCAUUCGAAAAAUGGCUCCGAGCGCUCAUCAUGGCUAUACGAAAGCUGGUCAACCAUUGUUUAUCGAAAAAUUCGGUCUAGUACAUGUGGAUAAGUUAUUCAAUCGAUUUACAUCAGAGGAAUUAAUCCAAUGUCAUAUCUAUUGGCUUGAAUUCUGUUGUCAGCGAGCAAGAGAACGUAGUCGACAACUAGAAAAACAUGUGGAAAAUUUUGCUACGAUUUAUGAUUUACAUGCCUGUAAACUAGAGUUAACAAAAUUUCUUCAUGUAUUUAAACAAUCCGUUCACAUUGACGACAACUAUUAUCCCGAACGUCUAGGACAAAUGUUUCUUAUAAAUCCACCAAUGAUUUUUCCCAUUCUUUGGGAUUUAGCGAAAUAUUGGCUUGAUCCUGUAACCAAAACAAAAAUUCAUGUCAUUAAAAAGGGUCCCGAAACAUCAACAGCAUUAUUACAACAUAUUGAUUCUGAUCAAUUGCCUCAUGAAUAUGGUGGAACCUGUCAUUCAUGUCCAACUGCCCCGAAUUGUAUUCCUGUGUAUGAAUGGAAUAAAGACGUUGCCGAUGAUAAACAGGAAGAACAGUUAACUCGUCCCAUUAGGCAAUUAAACGACGAAGGACUGAAUAUAGAAGAGAUAGACAUAGACUGA
Rotaria sp. Silwood1 is the source of this 963-nucleotide messenger RNA. NCBI's taxonomy places the organism in Eukaryota, Metazoa, Rotifera, Eurotatoria, Philodinida, Philodinidae. The record is from the annotation of a GenBank genome assembly.